Messenger RNA from Drosophila albomicans, 403 nucleotides. RefSeq names its product 60S ribosomal protein L29 (gene RpL29). Bases 94 to 324 code for a protein of 76 amino acids. NCBI's taxonomy places the organism in Eukaryota, Metazoa, Arthropoda, Insecta, Diptera, Drosophilidae. Gene Ontology annotation, cellular component: cytosolic large ribosomal subunit; ribosome. Gene Ontology annotation, molecular function: structural constituent of ribosome. The record is from RefSeq and is a predicted model, not a curated record. The transcript has 3 exons. Gene Ontology annotation, biological process: cytoplasmic translation.
CUAUCGAUAAGCAACGUUAAGGUAAUGUAUCGAUAGUGACUCUGCUUCUUCCUCUUCUUUUCCGCUGAACUGUCAGAAACUUGAUAAUUCGCAAUGGCCAAGUCCAAGAAUCACACAAAUCAUAACCAGAACAAGAAGGCUCACCGCAAUGGCAUCAAGCGCCCACUGCGUAAGCGCCACGAGUCCACCCUGGGUAUGGAUGUCAAGUUCCUGAUCAAUCAGCGUUAUGCCCGCAAGGGAAAUCUUUCCCGCGAGGAGUCAGUGAAGCGUUACAACGAGCGCAUUGCUGCCCAGCAAGGCAAGCCCAAGCCCGUUAAAUUGUAAAUUCCAGGUCGCAUUCGUUCUAUGUUUUGAGUGAAUAUCGCGUCUUAGAAUAAAUGAAAAAAACUUUUUAACAAAUGCA